CACCUCGGAUUUCGUUGAUUGUAUUUUGCAAUGGUACGAUACAGCGAAAAGUCACACACCGUUUCCGUAUCCACGCACAGGAUUAAUAUCUAAACAGAUUGAGCUUGAUGUGCCAGUAGUAAACAGUUUCGGUUGAAUUUUCUCAAAAACAUUUUCCGUAGAAUGUUUUAGACUGUAAUCAAGUGUGGAUGGAAAAGGCGUGCCUGCGUGUGUGCAACGUUAGUUCAUAAUUUUUGUGCAACAGCUCAAUCGUCGAAUAUUUUUUUUUAAUAGAUUUUUGCAAAUUAUAAUUAACAUCAACACAAUGAAAAGUCAACUUGUUUAUCCGGUCUACGUACUAGCCAGCCAAUCAUUUUGACUGAAUAGCGAGUGAAAAUAAGUGAAAAUGUUUUUGUACGUGAUGUUUGUGUUAAUAGUAGCUCAAUGACGUGGUGCGAAAUAGAUAAAAAAUUGCAUGAGAUACAAGUGGUGUAAUUAGGUCGAUCCGAUAAUUUGUUUAAACCGAUUUCGAUAGACCAAUGAUUCAGAUAUGUCGCCUGUGGAACUUGAGCCUCGCUAGCGUAUUGGCAUUGACCAUAUCGAAUAUCCUGCUGACAGUUCGACUCUUACACUCAAAUGACUGUCCACUGGAAGUGGAAAAUGACGGAUCAAUGAUCCCGAAAGUUCCACCACCAACACAGCCACCAUGCUAUAUAAUUGCCGACACAACUAAUGUCACCGACCAGCCGGUAUUUUUGAAUUUAAAAUUUCAUCUCGGUCGAUGGGAUUCGUUGCGCUUGUACAAAUAUUUUGAUUUCGCUGUGACGGGUGAACGAUUUAAGGAAUUGUCGGAACAAUAUGUUGUGUGUUUGGCAACGCAGGGUUCAUUGGAAAAAUUGUAUUCGUUGGUUCAAGUUGCUCAUCAUUUUUCCGGCCCAAUAUCAGCUGCCGUUUUUGCGGCAGGAAAUGACGAACUUUAUUUGCUCCAAUUAUAUGUAACUUAUCUCCGGAAAUGCUAUCCAGCAAUCCGAAAUUCGGUUAGUUUUCAUUUGGCCGUUCCGAAGGACCGAGCUCCGACGUACCUUCGUGAUGGACUGAACGAAAAAUUUUCUCGAUUCAAUUGUGCUCAACCCGAAACAACGUUAAACGAACUCAUGAAAUAUCGGUCUAUUGAGACAACGAAAUGGCGAACAAAGAAUCCGUAUCCACAAAAUCAUUUACGGAAUGUAGCGCGCAAAGGAUGCCAGAAUGAUUUUGUGUUUUUGACCGAUGUCGACAUCAUACCGAGUAUGAAUUUUGCCGAGAAGUUGGACAAAUUUUUACGGACAGCCAAGUGCCAAAGCGCUAAGUGUGCAUUCGUUAUACCUACAUACGAAAUAGAUAAUCGCGUGAAAUUUCCGAAAGAUAAAUUGGACCUAAUCCGUUUGGCCAAAAAAGGUCUAGCUAGGCCAUUUCAUCAUAAGGUUUUCAUUUACAAUCAAUUUGCCACCAAUUUCUCGAAAUGGGAAUCUGAUUUGGAUAAUACACGAGAGACUCGCAUCAGCUACAAUGUAACGAAUUUCGAAUUUCUGUACGAACCAUUUUAUGUGAGCACCGAUCUGGUGCCGGUGCACGAUGAACGCUUUCUCGGUUAUGGCUUCACCAGAAAUACACAGACAUAUGAAAUGUUUGUGGCUGGAUAUCAGUUUCAGGUUCUGUCGCCCAUAUUCACAUGUCACUGGGGACUGCAGAAUAAGAAAAAUCGACCCGCUUGGCGAGAGCGUCAGAACAAUAUUAACCGUAAAAUUCUGGACAUAUUCAAGAGGGAAGUGUUUGCUAGAUAUCAUAAAGAUCCGUUGAAGAUGAUGCAACCGAAGAAAGCGGCGAAACGAGGACGUGCUAAAUAGGAAUUUAGAUUAUGCUCAAAUUGGAAUUUUGCAAUCAAAUAAAACAAAAAAAAGAAUUUCUGUGAAUUUUUCAUCAUUUGUCGAUACGAAAAUGUAAUUUAAAUAAAAAUAAAAAUAUUUUUUAAUUUUAGUGAACGUGAAUAAAAUGUGAAAUUAUUUG
Bradysia coprophila is the source of this 2025-nucleotide messenger RNA. Its product is annotated as beta-1,4-glucuronyltransferase 1. Gene Ontology annotation, biological process: protein O-linked glycosylation via mannose. NCBI's taxonomy places the organism in Eukaryota, Metazoa, Arthropoda, Insecta, Diptera, Sciaridae. Gene Ontology annotation, cellular component: Golgi apparatus. The record is from RefSeq and is a predicted model, not a curated record. Gene Ontology annotation, molecular function: glucuronosyltransferase activity.